AGUCACAGUGGUUUAUGUGCAAGGUGACAGGUGCAUUUUCGCGGUACUGCUCGCGGUACUGUCUCGUCGUUGACAAUCGGAUGAGUGAUAAACUAAAUGACCAGAUGAAGUGCGACCGUUCUUAAGUGCAGUGACGAUAAAAUUAGUUUUUUCUUGUCGACUAAGUAUGGACUGACUGUCGGAUUGCCAAAUGUCGGGACUUAUAUCUCCCUAUAAGGGGCUUUAUCGCCGUGAAUGGUUUUUAGUGUCGCUGAUUUUAUUGAAUGCUGCUGGUGUGUGGUCUAGACUAUAUAAAGGUCUCUACACAGAUGCCCUUGAGGAAGCAAACGAAAUCGUGCCUAAAAGAGUGUCCCACAAGGGGGAACACCUUUCUAACGAUCUCACCCUCUUUCAUGAUGAGGUCACAAAAAAAAUUCACUUCAACGUGUCGGUUGGAAAUGAAGAACACCUAAUCGUUCUUCAGCCAUCGACCAAUUUCUUUAUACCUACUCUACAAAUUGAAAGAAGAAGGAGAAGGGAAUAUAUGAGAGUGGAGCCCAAAUUUGAAUCGAAGAAUUGUCACUUCCAAGGUGUUAUCGAUGGACAGAAAGAUUCCAGGGUUGCCAUAUCAGCAUGCAAUGGUUUGACCGGAGUAAUCAUUUCCAAAGAUGGCAAAUACUAUAUUGAACCAGCACAUCAUGAAAUCAAGAAAGUAGCACCUGGUCAUAAACAUUUGGUCUACAAGAGAUCAGCAGUAGUGACGAGCUACCCUAAAAGAAAGAGAAGGAAGAAAAGGAAGAAACCUACAAACUGUGGGACUAGGGUUCCGAAGAAAUGGACCUUACUAGAGUGGCAAAAUUCACAAGGUAAAGUAAAAGUCCAGAAGAAGAAAUCCAAACAAAAGGAUGUUGUCGAGAUACCGAACAUACAUAAAGGAAACAUGAAGAAACUCAAGUACAGGAGACAGCAAAGUAGAGCUCAGAGAUCCAUAAGCAGGGAUCAUUAUGUUGAGACUCUGGUGGUAGCCGAUGCAAGUAUGGUAGAGUUUCAUCAAGAUGGAGAAAUUGAAACCUACAUUCUGACCCUCAUGAAUAUGGUCUCCAUGCUCUACCAAGAUCCCAGCCUGGGCAACAGCGUCCACGUGGUGGUAGUAAAGAUCAUUCUCAUAGAAGACCCCCUAUCCGAGCCCCUACUGAAUGUCACCACCAACGCCGAUCUGACUUUGAAGACGUUCUGCAAGUGGCAGCUGCCGAAUCACAACUCCAAAGGUCAUGACGCCGCCAUCUUGAUUACUCGCAAGGACAUUUGUGCGCGCCAGGAUGAACCCUGUGGCACCCUCGGAGUGGCACAUAUCGGCGGCAUGUGUAAAGCUAGCAGGAGCUGCAGCGUUAACGAAGACAAUGGCAUCACUUCAGCGCAUACCAUUGCGCAUGAGCUGGGCCACAACUUUGGUAUGAUACACGAUACAGAAAAAAUAGGAUGCAGGAAAAAAGAUGGAAAUACCGUUCACAUAAUGACUCCCAACUUUGAAGCUGACAGCGUUAAUGUGGAUUGGUCCAAUUGUAGCCGCAGAGAAAUAACUAGGUUCCUGGACAAGGGUUUGGGAAAAUGCUUGCAGAACCAUCCUCAAGACCUGGACGUCUACAAGUACCCGGACUUGCCACCAGGAGUCAUGUACGACGCUAACUAUCAGUGCCGGCUUCAAUUCGGGGCGAACGCCACGUUAUGUUCACCCCCUGAGGAAAUUUGUCUCCAUCUUUGGUGUACGGUCAACAACAGCUGUACGACCCUAUUGAGGCCUUCUGCUCAUGGCACAUACUGUGGAAAACAUAUGUGGUGCCAAAAACGCAGAUGCGUCCCGAUGCUAGAACCCCCCCUCCCGACGGACGGUGGGUGGGGGGAGUGGGGCCCGUGGAGCGCAUGCUCGCGCUCCUGCGGCUCGGGUGUCUCCGCGCAGACUCGGCGGUGCGACCAUCCGACGCCGACCGCGGGCGGACGGUUCUGCGUGGGCGAGAGGGAGCGGUACCGCAUCUGCAACGCGCAGGCGUGCCCGGCCGGUCGGCCGACGUUCAGGGCGACGCAGUGCUCUGCGCAUGACGGCGAGGUGUACGAGGGGAGAAGGUACAAGUGGCAACCCUAUUUUGAUCAAGGUGAUCCCUGCCAGUUGUACUGCAGUGAUGCCAACGAGACAGUGAUUGUACCAUGGGGAGACUAUGCGAAAGAUGGUACUCCAUGCAGCGUCGUAUCCAGAGAUGUAUGCAUAUCAGGUAUAUGCAAGAAAGUCGGGUGCGAUAUGGUAGUGGACUCCACCACGGAGGAGGACGACUGCGGCAUCUGCCAAGGGGACGGCAGCAAGUGCGAGACGAGGGAGGGCACUUACGAGAAGCAGAACUGGGAGCCGGGCUACAGGGAGAUAGCGGUGAUGCCACGCGGCGCUCGCAAUAUCCGCAUCGACGAGAACGACUAUUCGCAGAAUUACAUCAGCAUUGGGAGCGCGCUGGCCAGGAAGUUCUAUCUGAACGGUGAUAGACAUAUCUCCCUUCCAGGAGAGUACACAGUUGCUGGGACUCAAGCUCUAUAUGGAAGGGACAAUCAUUUGGAGAAAAUCCGAAUCCCAGGUCCAAUAUUAGAACCCAUUGUGGUAUACAUUUACUACAGAGGGAAAACCUUCAACCCCGGCGUGCACUACAGAUACUCCAUCUGGAAGCAGCAGAAGACCAAGCAGGUCAAAUACACCUGGCACCUGUCCGAGUGGUCCCAGUGUUCGGCCACCUGUGGAGGUGGCGUUCAAAGUAGAGGUCCGUUGUGCAGGGAGUCCACCAUGGACGCCUCCGACGCCGAGAUGGAGCGUCCGACGAGCGUCGACGACUACUUCUGCGAGCCGGCAGAUAAGCCCGAGCGUGAGAUGCGCGCCUGCAACGACGACGUGUGCCCCUACAAGUGGUGGGUCGGACCGUGGCAGGCCUGUUCCGGCACCUGCGCGAUCAAGGGAAAAUCAGUUUUUAGACGUCGGAGCGUGGUUUGCGUUGACGGCCAGGAGAUGGCGCUACAAGACAACUUUUGCGAUAAAAAGGCCAAGCCAUUGGAAUACGAACCAUGCACGUUUGUGCCAAUAUGUGAAGAUGAUUAAUCAAUGAUUAAAGAUCUUUAUUGUUUUUU
This is a messenger RNA of Phaedon cochleariae (mustard beetle), 3138 nucleotides long. The record is from the annotation of a GenBank genome assembly. NCBI's taxonomy places the organism in Eukaryota, Metazoa, Arthropoda, Insecta, Coleoptera, Chrysomelidae.